CCGCUGGCGUCCCAACAUGGCGGCGGCGAGCGGCAGCGGGCGGCCGGGGAUGUUGCUGCUCCUCCUGCCGCUGCUGCCGCUGGUGGCGGCUCGGCUGUACCGGGCCGGGGAGGACCCGCUGACAGUGCUGACGGCAGGCUCGGUGCGGCAGGCGCUGCUCAACUCCUCGGCCGCCUGGGUGGUGCAGUUCUACAGCUCGUCCUGCAGCCACUGCAUCGCCUUCGCCCCCACCUGGCGGGCCUUGGCCGGGGACGUCAAAGACUGGGAAUCUGCAAUUAGAGUUGGUGUGCUGGAUUGUGGGGAAGAAGACAACUAUGAGACGUGCAAAGAAUAUGGUAUUCACUAUUACCCAACGUUCAGGUACUUCCAAGCAUUUACAAAGCAGUUUACUACUGGAGAAAAUUACAAAGGAGCGGAUCGAGAGCUGCAAACAAUUCGUCAGAUGAUGAUUGACUUCCUACAGAACCAUUCCCAAGAGCUGAGGCCACCUGCUUGCCCACCCCUGGAUCCAGUUUUGUCCAGUGAUAUCACUUCCCUUCUUGACAAGAGCAGCCAACAUUACACUGCUGUUGUGUUUGAAAGCAAUAACUCCUAUGUUGGACGAGAGGUUAUCUUAGACUUGAUCCUGUAUGAAAACAUCAUUGUAAAGAGAGCACUGAAUUUUGAUAAGCCUUUUCUUGAGAAACUUGGUGUUACCUCAGUCCCUUCAUGCUACCUGAUACAUCCAAAUGGGUCCCAUGGGUUGAUUAACAUUUUGAAGCCUCUACGGUCUUUCUUUUCUUCGUAUCUAAAAUCACUGCCAGGUGUAAGAAAAAAACUUCUUUUACCACUUCAGCUGCCUGCUCAAGAAAACAAAGAGGAGAGUACAGAAGUGAAGGUGUGGAAAGAGUUCAAUAAAUCCAAGCUGUACAUGGCUGACCUUGAGUCUGGAUUGCAUUACCUGCUCAGGGUAGAGCUUGCUACACACAAGACACUUGAGGGAGCUGAGCUAAAGACCUUCAAGGAUUUUGUUACCAUCUGUGCCAAGCUUUUUCCUGGCCGUCAGCCUGUGGUAAAGUUGUUAGAGACCUUGCAAGAGUGGCUGGUGAGCCUUCCAUUAGACAAAAUCCCCUAUGAUGCUAUCCUCGAUCUGGUCAACAACAAAAUGCGGAUUUCUGGGAUAUUUCUCACUAAGAAAGUCCAGUGGGUCGGAUGUCAGGGAAGCAGACCAGAGCUGAGAGGUUAUACCUGCUCCCUUUGGAAGCUGUUCCAUACCUUGACUGUUCAAGCUGCACUGCAACCAAAAGCUUUGAUAAAUACAGGUCUAGAAGACAACCCCCAGGUAGUGCUCCAGACCAUGCGGAGAUACAUUCACCACUUUUUUGGGUGCCAGGCUUGCGCUCAGCAUUUUGAGGAAAUGGCCAAAGAGUCCAUGGAUUCUGUGAAGACCUUGGACAAGGCUGUUCUCUGGCUCUGGGAGAAGCACAACGUGGUGAAUAACAGGCUUGCAGGUGAUUUGACUGAAGAUCCAAAAUUUCCCAAAGUUCAGUGGCCAACUCCAGACAUUUGUCCUGCAUGUCAUGAAGAAAUUAAAGGAUUGCACAGCUGGAAUGAAGCCCAAGUCCUACAGUUCAUGAAGCAUCACUACAGCAGUGACAAUAUUCUGUAUAAAUACACAGAAAGCCAGACUGACUCCGGUGAAACAGACCAGGGAGACACAAGGGAGGGCAAGGACAAAAGCCUACAGAAGAAACCAAGUGGCAGCAGAGAAAACAAGAUCCAGGAUAAAGAGAACACACUCGAUUCAGGAUCGAAGGCAUUAGAGAAGCUAAUAGCAAAUCGUGGACCUGUCAGAGAUAGCGGUAAAAGCGCAGCUGGAUCAGCCAGCCUUAAAGAGACCAAGCAGGCUGUGUUCUUCUUAGGGAUUGGCUUUUCCAACCUAGACAUGAGUCUGUGUGUCAUCCUCUAUGUUGCAUCCUCCUUGUUUUUAAUGAUCAUGUACUUCUUUUUCCGUGUGAGGUCGAAGCGGUGGAAGGUGAAGAAUUAUCGCUCGUCUGUGUAGAGCUUUGAACCAAGUUUUCAUUGCCUGUGGCUGUUCAGUACCAGACACAGCUUUAAUAUUUAUGAUCAGGGAUUUUAUAUGCAGUAUUCCUUGUUUCAAAACCCUUCCUCCCCAAGUCGUUUCACAAGUGUUCUAGCUUGAUGCGUGGAGCUCCCUAUAAAGAACCCUCCUCUGACUGAGGCACACAGAGCUGUCCUACAGUGGCCCCUGAAGGAAGCAUUGCAUCUUUCAGUCACGACUGUUUCCAUCCCUUACCACCUCCAUCCUUUACUCAUUUUCAGAGUAAACAUUGCAUUAUGCAAUCAGCUGUGCCUGGUUGAGAGGGAAAUUGGAUAUUGGUCUGUGUACUUCAGGUUUUGGUUUUUAAUUUAUCCAGAGCUGAGGUUUUUUUUACCUCCCAGAGCACUGAACGGUUUCUGCUGUUACCUUGGCUGCUUCAUUUGGAGAAGCAAGAUUUCUGAUGUUGUUUUUUCUUCUUUUUUUGCCUUUCCACCCCUUCAGAAAAUAAGAAUUCUAUUCUGAUUAGAUCAGUUCCAAACCUCUGUGA
Molecule: messenger RNA, 2588 nt
Organism: Dryobates pubescens (Downy woodpecker)
Lineage: Eukaryota; Metazoa; Chordata; Aves; Piciformes; Picidae
Gene: QSOX2
Product: quiescin sulfhydryl oxidase 2
Exons: 12
Coding region: 17-2041 (674 amino acids)
Biological process (GO): protein folding
Cellular component (GO): Golgi membrane
Molecular function (GO): flavin-dependent sulfhydryl oxidase activity; protein disulfide isomerase activity
Source: RefSeq, a predicted model, not a curated record